AUGCAACGGCUUGCCUGCGCGCGCGCUGCACUGAGCCUGCCACAGUCGCCUCGGCUAGCAACCGCCGCCGUCGUCGUCGCCACCACCACCGACUCCGCCGCCGCCAUCACCACAGCUGCCCUCGCCUGCCCAACUUACGCCUCAGCGAGAAAGUGUACUGGUGUGAACGCCUUUGAGAUCGUAGCUGCUUCUGCAUCUGUUGGCAACGCCAGCACGAUCUAUUGCGACAAAUUUUCUCUCGUACAAUAG
Molecule: messenger RNA, 249 nt
Organism: Spirometra erinaceieuropaei
Lineage: Eukaryota; Metazoa; Platyhelminthes; Cestoda; Diphyllobothriidea; Diphyllobothriidae
Source: the annotation of a GenBank genome assembly